Fulmarus glacialis (Northern fulmar) is the source of this 2070-nucleotide messenger RNA. Its product is annotated as short transient receptor potential channel 5-like. The annotation marks the transcript as partial. Gene Ontology annotation, biological process: calcium ion transmembrane transport; regulation of cytosolic calcium ion concentration; manganese ion transport. The transcript is spliced from 8 exons. NCBI's taxonomy places the organism in Eukaryota, Metazoa, Chordata, Aves, Procellariiformes, Procellariidae. The record is from RefSeq and is a predicted model, not a curated record. Gene Ontology annotation, cellular component: membrane; cation channel complex. Gene Ontology annotation, molecular function: store-operated calcium channel activity; inositol 1,4,5 trisphosphate binding.
UUUGUUGCUCAGCCAAACUGCCAGCAGCUACUAGCAACACUUUGGUAUGACGGUUUUCCAGGAUGGAGGCGGAAACACUGGGCAGUAAAACUCUUGACCUGUGUCACCAUUGGACUGCUAUUUCCUGUGCUAUCCGUGGCAUAUCUGAUUGCACCGAAGAGCAGGCUGGGACUGUUCAUUAAAAAGCCAUUUAUAAAGUUUAUCUGCCACACUGGCUCUUACCUAACCUUCCUCUUCAUGCUCCUGCUGGCGUCGCAGCACAUCGUCAGGACUGACCUUCACAUGCAGGGACCACCUCCCACCAUCGUAGAGUGGAUGAUCCUGCCCUGGGUUCUAGGUUUUAUCUGGGGAGAAAUCAAGGAAAUGUGGGAUGGUGGAUUCAAUGAGUACGUACAUGACUGGUGGAAUCUGAUGGAUUUUGCAAUGAACUCCCUCUAUCUUGCAACUAUCUCCCUUAAAAUUGUUGCCUACGUCAAGUAUAACGGUUCUCGUCCAAGGGAGGAAUGGGAAAUGUGGCACCCGACUCUCAUUGCAGAAGCCCUCUUUGCAAUAUCCAAUAUUUUAAGUUCCUUGCGUCUCAUAUCCCUGUUUACAGCAAAUUCACACCUGGGACCCUUGCAGAUUUCUCUGGGACGCAUGCUGCUAGACAUCCUUAAAUUCCUUUUUAUCUACUGUCUGGUGCUUCUGGCUUUUGCCAAUGGACUGAACCAGCUUUAUUUUUAUUAUGAGACCAGUGCCUCGGAGGAACCCAACAACUGCAAGGGGAUCCGAUGUGAGAAACAGAACAAUGCCUUCUCCACACUUUUCGAGACCCUCCAGUCACUCUUCUGGUCUGUGUUCGGUCUGCUGAAUCUCUACGUCACCAACGUGAAAGCCAGACAUGAGUUCACAGAAUUUGUUGGGGCCACUAUGUUUGGGACCUACAACGUCAUCUCCCUUGUUGUGCUGCUGAACAUGCUCAUAGCCAUGAUGAACAACUCCUACCAGCUCAUCGCCGACCAUGCGGACAUUGAGUGGAAGUUUGCACGGACGAAGCUCUGGAUGAGUUACUUUGAUGAAGGUGCCACUCUGCCCCCUCCUUUUAACAUUGUCCCAAGUCCCAAGUCAGUCUGGUACCUUUGCAAGUGGAUUCACAAUCAGCUGUGCCCAGGCGACGACUCUGACAAUGAACAGAAGAGGCAUGAAAACCUGAAAACAUUCACGGAACGGCACGCUGACAACCUGAUUCAGAAUCAACAUUACCAGGAAGUGAUAAGAAAUCUUGUGAAAAGGUAUGUCGCAGCAAUGAUAAGAACUUCCAAAACCAACGAAGGUUUAACUGAAGAAAAUUUCAAGGAAUUAAAGCAGGACAUCUCAAGUUUUCGCUAUGAAGUUCUGGACCUCUUAGGAAAUAGGAAGCCCCAGAGGAGAAGUUAUUCUACCAGCAGCACAGAAGUGUCCCAAAAGGAUGAAACAAAUGAAGAUGGUGCUGGAGAAAAAUCCAAAGCCAAAAGCGUGUCUUUCAAUGUAGCCAACAAAAAAAAGGACUUCAAUGUAUCUGCUCUGAUUAAAACUAUGUCUGGGAUCAAUAUGGUGGAAGAGAAGCCAAAAAGCAAUGGGAUCAGUAAGCGCUCCUUUGUCCGAAAUGGAAAUAGAGUUCAGAGACUUUCCAGCUCCAAGAAGGAGUCUUUUAAGAGACUGGGCCUGCUUUUCUCCAAGAUGAAUGGACACGUACCUGAACCAAAUUCAGAACCCAUGUACACUAUUUCAGAUGGAAUUAUUCAGCCACACUACAUGUGGAAAGACAUUAAAUAUUCUCAGAUUGAUAAAGAGAGAGAAGAGAAUUGUUCCAAAAGUGAAAUUAACCUCAAUGAGGUAGACUACAGUGGGAACACAAGACUUACGGGACAGAGCAAGGAGUGCCCUGUGGUUUGUACCAGCUCCCUUCACUGUGCUUCCAGUAUUUGUUCCUCUAAUUCCAAACUUAUAGACUCAUCAGAGGAUGUGUUUGAUUCAUGGGGAGAGGCUUGUGACUUGUUUAUAAACCAGUGGAAAGAUGGGCAGGAGGAUCACGUUACAACUCGGCUAUAA